This is a messenger RNA of Homarus americanus (American lobster), 1606 nucleotides long. RefSeq names its product helicase POLQ-like. NCBI's taxonomy places the organism in Eukaryota, Metazoa, Arthropoda, Malacostraca, Decapoda, Nephropidae. The record is from RefSeq and is a predicted model, not a curated record.
GUAACAGAGAUAGUGGAGUGUCUGCGAAGACAAGGCCUAAUGUGUAUUAAACCUGAGAGUGAUAACCACAACUCGGCAUCUUCCAUUAAACUCGAGAAUGAAGGUAAGAGCCACCAGCAGUGUUGUGUAGAGUGUACAGCAACAACUUGUUCACUGGAGGAGCUGCUCAGUAAUGACCAUGUGCUCACUGUUAGUACACUUGGUAAAGCUGCCAUCAAAGGCAACAUUGACCUAAAGUUGGCCGGUCGUCUGUACAAGGACCUGUGUGUCGCCCGGGAGAACUUGGCACUCAACAGUCACCUUCAUCUACUCUAUCUUGUGACGCCCUACGCUGUUGUCUCCUCCGUCAAGAUCAUCCCCAGCAUCUUCUCCACUGCUUAUUUGUCACUUGGAGAAGAGGAGGUGAAGGUGGCCAAGCUUCUGGGCAUCACUGAGGCCAUUGUGGUCAAGCUCACUUUGGGCCACUACAGUAAGAAGAUAGGAGAGGAUGUGUUACGGAGGUUCUAUGUGGCAUUACUGCUGCACCACCUAUGGUCAGGCAUGGGCAUAUGGCAAGCAAGUGAACUGUUUUCGGUCCAUCGAGGCUUAAUACAACAGACCCUCACAUCAGCUACAGCUUUUGCAUCUUGCAUCUACCAUUUUUGUCAGGAGCUGAAAGAACUAUGGGCUUUCAGAGACCUGUUAGCAAACUUUACCCAUCAACUCUCCGCCUGCUGCUCGGCUGAAUUACUUCCACUGUUGGACUUACCAGCUGUAAAGAAUGGUCGGGCUCGGAUGCUCUACAAUGCUGGUUAUCAUUCUCUGCGAGAUAUUGCCAGUGCCAAGCCUAAAGACCUAUUGAGCAGUGUUGCCCAUCUUCCUCACCGGACAGCUGUACAGAUCAUUGAUAGUGCCAAGAUGUUACUCAUCGAGCGAGCUGAGACAUUACAAGGAGAGGCAGAGCAGAUGCUUUUAGGGCUAAACUAAUUUGUUACACCAACAUUUGAUGUUAGCCCUACCUUCAGCACCUGAUGUUAGCCCUACCUCUGAACCUGAACAAUAGUGUUAUGGUGCUUCUAAAAUCCAUCUACAAGAGGCACUCACAGCUGGUGCAUCACCCUCACUAACACCACAACCAUCUUAGAUUGGAUGUUGUCUAUACACAGCUGUCAGACACCUUUUCUACAGCUUCACCAGCACAAAGACCAGCUCCUUUUCAACCUCUGAAAUCUGUUAGGCCCUUUUUUUUUCUGAAAGCUUUUGUAAAGUACAGUCAUCCCUUGGUUAUAGCGCACUUGGUUAUUGCGAUUUUCGUUAUCACGCCCUCAUCAAAAUCGCCACACCUGCUGUUGUAGCACAUUUUUCAAGUCGAGAAUUUCGUUAUCACGCAGUUGCCUCCAGGUGUUUUUACCCAUUUGCUUCACCUACAUCUAUUGAGGAUAAAAUCUUUCACCUACAAAUUGGCAAUAACACAUUUGCCGGAUGAAAAUGGAUGGAGGUAACAAACCUUGAAAGCAGUUGUACAAACACAAGCACUCACGCAUGCCACUCAUACUGACAGACUUGACACUCACUUACUUGACAAGUUUUACCAACCAUAAAGACAGUUGAAGCUUUCAACAUCACU